This is a messenger RNA of Eleginops maclovinus (Patagonian blennie), 1749 nucleotides long. RefSeq names its product butyrophilin subfamily 3 member A1-like. The coding region runs from base 163 to 1569 and encodes 468 amino acids. Gene Ontology annotation, biological process: protein ubiquitination. The transcript has 12 exons. Gene Ontology annotation, cellular component: cytoplasm. The record is from RefSeq and is a predicted model, not a curated record. NCBI's taxonomy places the organism in Eukaryota, Metazoa, Chordata, Actinopteri, Perciformes, Eleginopidae. Gene Ontology annotation, molecular function: ubiquitin protein ligase activity; protein binding.
CAGUUGCAUCUUACCGUAAGUAUGUUGCUGUUAAAGUGGGUUGGUUGGUUAUAAAGCCAUAAAAGUCCAAAGUCCAAGUUCAGACAAGAUGAAGUGAUCAUUUUCCUGCUUCACAGAUAAACAAAGGACUCAUCUCAGGCAGCGACUGACUUUGGAUCCAGGAUGGUUGGGACUACAGCGGACCCUGCAGAGAUCCGGGCUGAACCCAAACUCACCAAGAAGCAGCUUAAAGCCCAAGAGAAUAGAACUGUUUGCCACUCGGAACCAUGGAAUAAACCCAACCUCAGUGGACAGGUGAAGCCUUUCGAACAAUUUUCCCAAAGCUGUCAGCUUCAAGGCAAACCCCCUGCAACAAAGCGUGAACUCAAGCCAUUGCACAGUCUGAAAGAGUGCCUAGAAUUUCUUCAAAAACUGGCAGAGGAUGUGAACAUCAUCGGCCAGCAAAAUAAUGCUGAAGCAAACUGGAGGAGGAGGCAAGGUCAAACCAAACCAAGGAGAAGAGACGACAAACCUACAAAGAGCAGAAGGAGAGACAAGGUGAAGAGUGUCAGUAAGAGGGCUACACCAGAGGGGGGCAGCAGAGAGCCAGGUAGCCUGCAGAGCAGCAGGAGGACGAUCCUCAAAUGGGCCGAGGAGCUGGAACUAAACAUGGUCCAAAAGGACACCAGGCUAACAGAUGAAAACACAACAAGAAAAGAAGAUCCAGGAGGAAAAGAGAAAUCAGAUUUGGAAAAAGACAAUGAAAGGCUUCAGAAGUGGGCAGAAGAGCUGAUGAAAAUCAAAGAGUCUAAUGGCGUGUCUGAUGAGGAACUGAAGAAGCUGCUGUUUCCCAGAGGACGCAAAGAUUCAAGGAUAGCCGCCAUCCUCCCUCUGCUGGAGUUUGUGGCUUGGUCCCUGCUGUCAGAGGAUACUGAGGAGGCUGUAUCGAAGCUGUGGCUGCCAACCAAACAGAAGGCCUGGAGGACAGGAAGUGGAAGCCCAAGAUACAUUCCUAACUCAGUGUGGCAGUGGAUUCAGAGUGCCCGAGUCUCAGUGCGGUUGGACAUCAGUAACAGUCAUCCCUGGCUGGAUGUGUCCAAGGAUCUCCUGAAAGUUCAAGAGGCAGCAUUUCCCCCCACUGGUGUCUCAAACUACAGCCAACUGUUCGCUCAGAGGUGCUGUGUGCUGGGGGACAUUGUCAUCAAGGAAGGAAGACACUACUGGGAGGUGGAGGUGUCUCCUAAGGGUAGCUGGAGAAUUGGUGUGGUGUCAAAAAGUGCUCCCAGGAAUAAUAGGUCCACCAUGUCUCCCAGAAAUGGAUACUGGACCCUGUGGAGGGGCAACAGAUUGUGGGCCUGUACCGAGAGGCCCACUAAGCUGCAGAGGGCGGCUCUGCCCCGGCUGAUCGGGGUGUUUGUGGAUUUUGAGGAAGGACAGGUGUCUUUUUAUGAUGCCGAGCGAAGGGUUCACAUUUAUACUUUCUCUGAUGUCUUCAAACACAGCCUCAUCCCUGUGUUCAGCUACCUGGAUGGAGACACGUUCCUUAAAAUCAUCCCGGCACAGAUUCCAGAGAAAAUGUGUCUCAUAUAAAUCAAUGUGACGAAAUCAAUAAUGGUUUUCCAAGAAUACAAAUAAGUACCUCAGUAUUUUACAUUGACUUAAAUGUAGUAGAGUAAAAUCCUGAAUACUUACUGGGAUUGCCCUUUUUCUGACAACUGUAAUUGCCAAUGUUCUAAUUUUUUAUACUAAAUAAAAUCAAAUGAAAUCAUA